UUUCUCAUCAACUUCUCCAUCAUUUUUCCUCACCAAAUCAUGAAGGACUCAAAAUCUUGGAGACCCUUUACAGCAAACUGCUGUUCUGCCGAAGAUCAAACAAUUUUUGGCAAUUUUAGCAGGUGCAAGACGUCGAAAUCGGAUUUUUCAAAGAACAUAGCUCCAUUGCCAUCUUUUCGUAGGUUGUCAUUCUCGGAUUUGAGCAGAUCAUCAUCAACUAGGAUUAAUGAGGAUCUAGCACAAUCAUUUGGAUCUGACUUGUUUGAUUUUCAGCUGAGUGAACUGCGUGCCAUAACGCAGAAUUUCUCGACUAAUUACUUGCUUGGUGAAGGUGGUUUUGGGACAGUGCAUAAAGGUUAUGUUGAUGAGAAUUUGAGGGCUGCUUUGAAAUCUCAAGCUGUUGCUGUUAAGCUUCUUAAUAUUGAAGGACUUCAAGGCCACAGGGAAUGGCUGGCGGAAGUAAUAUUUCUAGGACAGCUAAGACACCAAAACUUGGUAAGAUUGAUUGGAUACUGUUGCGAGGAUGAAGAACGCCUUCUUGUUUAUGAAUUCAUGCCUAGAGGCAGCCUUGAAAAUCAUCUCUUUAAGAGGCUAUCAAACUCACUGCCAUGGGGUACAAGAUUGAAGAUAGCAAUUGGAGCAGCCAAAGGCCUUGCUUUCUUACAUGGCGCUGAAAAACCUGUUAUUUACCGUGACUUUAAAACCUCCAACAUCUUACUGGAUUCUGACUUUACUGCUAAAUUAUCAGAUUUUGGGCUUGCACAUAUGGGCCCAGAAGGAUCAAACACUCAUGUUACUACUAGAGUAAUGGGCACUUAUGGAUAUGCUGCCCCUGAAUAUGUUAGCACAGGACAUCUUACAACCAAAAGCGACAUUUACAGCUUUGGAGUGGUCUUGCUAGAACUAGUAACAGGAAGAAGAGCAAUGGACAAAACAAGACCAAAGAAUGAACAAAACUUAGUCGAUUGGACAAGGCCCUAUUUGUCAAGUAGUCGAAGAUUGCGUUGCAUAAUGGACCCUAGACUUGGUGGACAAUAUUCAGUAAAAGGAGCAAAAGAAAUGGCCCAUUUAGCUUCACAAUGCACAAGCUUAAACCCAAAGGACAGGCCCAAAAUGCCAGCAAUUAUUGAAACUUUAGAAAGCCUUCAACCACUAAAGGACAUGGCUGUGGCUUGUGGACAAUGGCCACCCUCUCCAAAAUCAAGCAAUAAGUAUGUUGUUUAUUCUCCAAAAGGCAACAAGGAGAACAAAAUAGUGGUUAUCAAGAAUUCUCGUAUGGCUGUUCAUAGUAAGAGCAAAUAAAUUUCUGUAUGAAGAAUUGUGCUUGAAAUAAUUAAGUAUCUAUAUAUAAAUAUUGUAUCUAAAGUAUGGAGUUGAAGUAAGGGUCUAACUUGUGAUUGUAAAUAAAUGAAAGUUAUAAUGUUUUUGAUAUACGAAAUCUUCUCUA
This is a messenger RNA of Nicotiana attenuata, 1447 nucleotides long. Its product is annotated as serine/threonine-protein kinase At5g01020. Lineage: Eukaryota; Viridiplantae; Streptophyta; Magnoliopsida; Solanales; Solanaceae. Gene Ontology annotation, molecular function: ATP binding; protein kinase activity. Gene Ontology annotation, biological process: protein phosphorylation. The record is from RefSeq and is a predicted model, not a curated record. The transcript is spliced from 5 exons. Bases 40 to 1302 code for a protein of 420 amino acids.